Molecule: messenger RNA, 444 nt
Organism: Gekko japonicus
Lineage: Eukaryota; Metazoa; Chordata; Lepidosauria; Squamata; Gekkonidae
Gene: PFKFB3
Product: 6-phosphofructo-2-kinase/fructose-2,6-biphosphatase 3
Exons: 4
Biological process (GO): fructose metabolic process; fructose 2,6-bisphosphate metabolic process
Cellular component (GO): cytosol
Molecular function (GO): ATP binding; 6-phosphofructo-2-kinase activity; fructose-2,6-bisphosphate 2-phosphatase activity
Source: RefSeq, a predicted model, not a curated record
AUGCAUCCGUCGUCUGCAGCGGGGAAGCGUCGCGCUGCGGACCCGGAGGGCUGCGGAAGGGACCCUGGAGAGCGGCCUCUGCCACCGAGCCGCGCACAGCCCCUUCCCCCUGUCGCCCAGCCGCGGAGCCCGGCCGCGAUGCCUUUCCGGAAAGCAUGUGGACCUCAGCUGACCAAUUCUCCCACUGUGAUUGUGAUGGUUGGUCUCCCGGCCCGCGGGAAGACCUACAUCUCCAAGAAGCUGACACGCUACCUCAACUGGAUUGGCGUCCCGACGAAAGUGUUCAAUGUCGGAGAAUACCGCCGGGAAGCAGUGAAGCAUUACAGCUCCUACAACUUCUUCCGCCAUGACAACGAGGAGGCCAUGAAAGUCCGCAAGCAAUGUGCCUUAAGUGCUCUGAGAGACGUCAAGCUGUACUUAUCUGAGGAAGGCGGCCAGAUUGCG